AUGAGAAGAUGGUUGCUGGUCUUUGCAUAUUUAUCUCGCGAGCAAAGGGAGUUCGUCGACGCAGAAGUCUGUAAGUUGUUUGACAAAAAGUCUCAUCCAUUAUACAGCGCUUUAAUGAAUAACUUCCGAUGUUGCAUACUAAAGAAAUAUCUCUAUACUCCCUCACUCACAAUUGAACGUCAUGUCUCCACGGCCAGAGAUGGCCGUUAUAAUUACACAGUUAGACUCAUAUCCACUGAACUAAAUAUCUGUCAAGUUUUGCAGCCAGGAAAAGUAAAUUUUUGUUUCCAAAAAUUUGGCCCUCACCUUUCACUUCCGGUACCAGAUUCCACAACACAACGCUCCCAAACAUUAAACCUACUGAAAAGUUUACAAACAGACGUAAAAGUUGUAGUCAUCGGGGCGGGAGUAGCAGGACUUGCAGCAUCAAAUCUUCUAAUUAAUGAAGGUAUAUCGACGUUUCUGGUAGAAGCAUGCGAAAUUGGUGGUAGAAUGAGGAGUUGUAAAAAUGGAAUACCAUUGGGGGCAAAUUAUCUACACUGCAUUCAAGGUGCUGCCACAGAUGUUAGAUCUAGAAGGGGUACCAAGUCUCUAGUGGGUCUAGCAAUGCAACUUAAACCAAAAGUUGCUGAUACUUGCGGCGGAUGUUGGGAAUCGACUUUGUACUGCAAUUGGUACGAUUACCAAGGAAAUAUCAUUCCAUUGGAGCGGGUCGUGUGGAUGCAUCAUCUUUUUGAACUUACCAGAAACGCAGCUAUUGAUUUGAAAGAGUCUGAUGGUACUAUCUAUUUUCGUAGUGGUAUAAAAUCUGGAGCAAGUAAGCCUUUCGAUUUCAGUAGGGGAUCCCUGAUGAUGCUGUACAAUGAAUUAGUACCCACUUUGGAGGCUAAUCCCGUACUGAUAGGGGAGCUGCCCCUACGAAAGGCGUCUCCAGACGAUUCCACGGAUGAUGAAUCCCGCUCCUCCAUUGGUUCAAUUGAGCAGCCACCAAUAGCCACAAAUAUCAGCCUAUUUGAACUGAUAAAGCAAGCAUUUAAAUUCAUAGUCAUAACCAAGCAUUUAUCCCAAAAGGAGCUAACAUUUGUGGACUUUUGUUUGUUUUGGAGCAUUGUGAGAACUAGAUUUGGUUACAAUGGUUCACUGGACGAUAGCAGCAUGUUGAUGUGUAAUAUUAAGAAUGAAAUGAGCACAAGUCACGAAUUUGGCACUCUUUAUGGUGCGAUUAAGGAUUCAAAAUUUAUAGCAGCCAACUCAAGACUCCAAAAUACUGUGAAACCACAGCCAUUUACGUUGAAUAAUUGUUCGGAUAAGGUCAUGGUUGAGGGGUGGAAUUGGUUGAUAAAUCAUUUAGCAAUGCCACUAACUAACUCUAUUUGUACUAAUACUGUUGUAAAAUCUGUGAUGAUCAAUGAUUCUGACACUAAAAACCCCACAGUUAGCGUGACAAUGGUAACCAAAGAUUCGACUCAACUAACCGUCAUUUGUGAAUAUUGCAUUGUGACUGUAUCCCCGGGGGCAUUAACCGACAUUUGUUUUAGUCCCCCCUUAGAGGCUAAACAAAAUGUAUUAAAUAACAUUUCAAUGGGCCAUCACAAUAAGUUGAUAAUGGAGUUUGACGAACAUGAUGUAUUUUGGCCAAAAGAUACAAUUCAGUUCAAUUGUCUUGAUCAUAGGUUUCAAUUUAUGAAUUUGCAUGCUUAUGGGCAUAAGGGGAUGUUACUGGCACACCUAUUUCCUCCAUUCUCCAUAGAUUACAACGGGCUAACUGAUAAUGAGGUUCUAGAUGAAUGCUUGAAAAUUUUAUCGCUAAUGUUUAAAUGCACAGUAAAUAAGCCUAAGUAUUACUAUUUGACUCGCUGGCAUGAUGACCCUUAUACAAAGGGUUCAUAUUCCUACCCUAAGUCCGGUGCAUCGGGUGAUGACAUUUUUGUGUUAAGGGCUCCUCAUCCCAUCGACAAUCCGAAGGUGCUAUUUGCAGGGGAAUAUCUAUCCCGGUCGUAUUACCAAUGCGUUGAUGGUGCUUAUGAUACAGGAAUAAGAGCGGCUGAAGAGUUGGUGUAUAUGUAUAAAAAUUCUAGUGCUUGUGAUUUAGACAAGUAUAUUGGUUAUUAUUUGACGGAUGGUGAGGAUGAAGACGUCAAAUUCGUGCGCAUCGGCAAGGAUCCGCAUGUAAGUGAUAUGUGCCAGACUCGCAUAAAUUGGGAAUUGCAAUCUUACAGUUACAUUAAAAACGGUUGUGAUUUGAACAACGGUGUCAAAAAUAUGGGUGAAAACGUGAUUGUGAAAAGAUGCAAUUGUUGUAUAUACGAGGGUCCUUCGUGUGAAGCGAUUGAGAGAUUGUCCACUGGCAAUAACUAUUUGGCAGUUAAUGGUAUCAAGGGUUAUAAUAGCGCUAACAAUGGUACAAAUGGCAGCGAAUUAGACAUACGGGAGAAGGUGUUGGGUAUAUUUGAUGAGAAGAGGGUUCUGAUAAGAGACAGGAAGGUGUUUGAAAAAAAGGUGGAUAAGCUAAAGCGGAGGCAUAUAUCUCUGAUAAAGUAUGUAAAAAGUUAA
Molecule: messenger RNA, 2553 nt
Organism: Babesia microti strain RI
Lineage: Eukaryota; Apicomplexa; Aconoidasida; Piroplasmida; Babesiidae
Product: non-specific polyamine oxidase
Exons: 1
Coding region: 1-2553 (850 amino acids)
Molecular function (GO): oxidoreductase activity
Source: RefSeq, a predicted model, not a curated record